AUGCCCACCACAAAUAUCGACUAUACGGAGAUAACUCAGGCUCUAAAUACUCCCAAAGACUCAUAUGUCCCUGGAGAUUGCAUAAUCUCCACGCCAUUUGGGCUUCUGGUGUUAGAAAUCCAAGGUGAACUCAACCUACCGUUGAGUGCUCCUCAAGACCCAGCAUCUGUGGAUCCUGAAUACUUGGCCAACUUCGCCACUGUUGACGAUGUCUACCAUGCUGUAAAGUUUGGAAGAAUGGAAUUUGAUGCCAAAGAUCCAUCCAAAGUGGUGUUGUUCAUAGGAAACUCUCAGAGACUCAUUGGAUCUGUUGAAAAGUUAAGAGAACCACUUGGAGUCCUACGAGUGUCGACCAACGACGACCAAUCCAUGAAGUUUAUGGAUAUUAUUGAAAAGAAGGUCAUUUUCAAGCAACGACCAUUACCAAUCAUGUAA
This is a messenger RNA of Sungouiella intermedia, 435 nucleotides long. NCBI's taxonomy places the organism in Eukaryota, Fungi, Ascomycota, Pichiomycetes, Serinales, Metschnikowiaceae. The record is from the annotation of a GenBank genome assembly.